CCCAAAUUCACUUUGAAAAACCGAUGACGUACGCACCCCUCCUUUGUAGGGAUCCUCUACAUCCAACGGCUUUUGACUCAUCCACGUGUCCACCUCCUACCAUCUAGACCGUCCGUGCCAGAAAUCCCGGUCACCGACCCCAGACAGCAAACAAACUCCUACUCACUGUCGGAUCAACAAUCCAACUAAAAUCUACGGUCCAAGACCUGCCCGUAAAUUUCACGGGCAGAUCUCAUCGCCUUUAAGAGGCCUCCCCCUCCCCCUCUCAUUACUCGCUCAAUCCAUCCAAACCCUAGCCUUAUACACAAGUCCGCCCCUUUUGUGGCAAUCCUUAAACUUUUUUUUUUCUCUCUCCCUUGUUUGAGCAAACCCAGCUGGUAGAUCUCUGUGCGGGUGGCCGGCGGUCGGAGAACGCUGACUGAAGGGCGAUCUUUCUACAAUCGGAAGCUGGAUCGGGCGCGUGGAGCGUACGCUCUUGUAGAUACAUGAUUUUCGCAACAAUUCGAAGAGAUCAAAUCCACCGGAGAAUCGCCGUACGCCGGUGCAAUUCAUGGCCUCCGCUGUGUUAGCAAGCGGCAAUGAAUCGAGCUGGGCACAAUCUGGCAGCGGAUUCAUGAUGGGGAAAUUACCUUACUUGAGCCCUAACCCUAACCCCAAAAAGAAGCAGAAGCAAUUUCACCAAUCAGCCAACGGCGGCCGUAAGAACCACGAUUUCUCUCCGGCCGUUACGCAGACGGCGUCUGACGACGCUUACUCCUUCAAUCAGAAGCCGAUUGCAGAUGUCCAUCGGAACGGAUUCAACCAUGUCGAAUACAUGACGUACAACGUCGCUUCCCUCACCAAAAUCCAGUUGGCGGAGCUGAGGAAAAGGCUUGCGUCGGAGCUAGAACAGGUUCGGAACCUGAGGGAUCGAAUCCACUCAAGUCAAUUUAGCGGCGGAAAUCCCAAUAAUCUCAAAUCGAAACCUAAGAAGCCCACAGGCAUUACCAAAAGGCCAAUUUCCUCUGGCUCAGGAUCCAAUAAAGACGCCAAGAGAUUUACCAAUGGAAUCGAUAAGGUUUCAAUUGGAAACGGUGGUGGUCAUAACGUUGAUAAUGAGGCCCUGACUGAAUGCGGUAAGAUACUGACCAAGCUUAUGAGGCACAAGUUCUGCCGGAUAUUCAAUACCCCUGUCGAUGCAAAAGCCCUAGGGCUUCAUGACUACCACCAGAUUGUUAAGCGCCCAAUGGAUUUAGGCACUGUCAAAUCCAAUUUGUUGAAAAGUUUGUAUCUUUCGCCUGCUGAAUUUGCUGCAGACGUGAGAUUGACUUUUGAUAAUGCCUUGUUGUAUAACCCUAAAACAGAUCAAGUCCAUGGCUGGGCUGAGUUUCUGUAUGCAAAAUUUGAGGAGAUGUUUAAGCCUAUCCAUGAUAGAAUCGCUAGUGAGAGGAUAGAGGUCCUUGCUGGUGGAGGUGGCAGCGGUGGGUUUGGUGGAUUGGCUGAGGAAUUGCAAGGCAGUUCUUGGAACCACAUUCCUACUCCUGAGAGACCGAAGAAGCAGAAAACAAUCCCUACUCUUAAUCAGACUCAUUCUACUGCAUCCACGCCAUCUAAUCCUCCACCACCUGUAAUUGCACAGGAAGUUCAUUCUCCUGUCCCCACUCCAUCUCCAGUGAGGGCGGCUCCUGUAAUUCCCCAACCGGGGGUGAGGGGAACAGUCGGGAAGCAGCCAAAACCAAGGGCUAGGGAUACCAAUAAGAGGGACAUGAGUAUUGAGGAAAAGCAUAAACUUGGAGUUGGGCUGCAGAGCUUGCCUCAGGAGAAGAUGCCUCAGCUUUUGCAGAUUAUACGGAAGCGGAAUGAGCAAUUGGCACAGGAAGGUGAUGAGAUUGAGCUGGACAUUGAAGCCCUUGAUACUGAGACACUUUGGGAGCUUGAUCGGUUUGUUACUAACUGGAAGAAGAUGGUCAGCAAAACUAAGAGGCAGGCUCUGAUGAAUAAUAACAACACUCCAGCGGCUCAGCCUAGUAAUUCUAAUGUUGAAGCUGAAGGCGAUGGGGGCGAUGCUAGUGAUAGAAAUGACUCAGCAAAGAAGCCUAGAAAGGGCGAUGCUGGAGAUGAGGAUGUGGAGAUUGACGAUGAUAUGCCCGACACAAGCUUUCCUCCUGUGGAGAUCGAGAAAGAUGAAGGCGGUGUCCAAGAUCAUGGCAACAAUGCCAGUAGUAGUUCAAGCAGUUCCGGCAGCUCAAGCAGUGAAUCGUCUUCUUCUAGUGGUACAGAUUCUUGUGUUACUUUUUAGGUUGACAGCCAAAUUUGGAUUGUUUGUAUAGGAUGCUUAUAAGUUCGAGGUUCUUUACACAGAUUCAGAUUCAGGUAGUUCCUCUGGAAGUGAUUCAGAUGCGGAUGAUGCGCAAUCUUGACACUGGUUGUUGAGGCCUUUCUGCUGAUUUUUACAAUUGGUGCUCUCCGUUGGCUUUUGUCCCUUCUGCAUUGGUUAUUUCACGAGAAGGUAUAUGUCCCCUGUGACUUCUGAUGGAAUGGAUACUGUACCAUUGAUCAUCCCUAUGGAGUUCAUACAUUAGCUUCAGCUAAAGUGGUAUGAUGAUCUUUCCUUUGCAGAGUUGGGAACAACUGAACACAUGUUGCCGGCUGUUGCAGUUGGGAGAGGCGUGCCUUUAGCCAUUAGGUGCAGAAUAUUGGGGGAAAUGGGGAAAUCUGUUUGUAGUUGUGACUUUGAAGUCUUUUUAACUUUAAUUUUCAGAUAGGAGUUGGGUUUGGGGAUUAGGUUUGGUCCCCCAACGGCUGUUAGGAGAUAGGGAGAUCAGAUAUGUAGAUAGAUAGUUGAGAGAGAGAGACACCUGUGUACAGUUCUUACCGUAGCUAAAAAUAUCAUAGCUUGAUUUUUUCCCCCAUCUUUUGCUUCCUUUUUUGGUUGUGGGGUUAAGAAGAUAUUUUGUGCGUUUUACAAUUAAAUCUCCGUGGUUUUUUUGUGUCUUCUGAUCAUUUAAGUGCCUUGUAGAGCACUGCCUCAAGGAGAACAUGUCUGCGGUAAGUCAUUUAAGAAAUCAGAUUUGGACAAUGCUGAAGUGACAUUGAGAUAAUGUCCCUCUCAAUUAGAUAACUGUUGCGUAGAGUUAUUUGGUUGGAAUACUGGGGAGCUUCGAACUUACUAGAUUGUAGCCAGCAGUACUUACUAAGAAAGUGCAAAUUACCUUGUUUAUUCUGACUGGAAACUGGAAACUUCUAUCUCAUGGGGAAAUACUGUUUGAUCGAAGAUGCAGUGGCGGAACCAGCCCAGCCAAAUAUUUACGGGUUGAGUACAUAUAAAUUUUUUUCCUGAUUUAAAAUGUGUGCCGACCACCCUCGCUCCGGUUCCGUCCCUGCGAAGAUGGGUUCUGUAUAUAUAAUGCAAGUUUUCCUUUCCUCCAUAUUUUAUAAGGUGUCCGUUUCGACAACGACUAAAUGUGUUAAUAUUACCUGACUCUGAAAGUUUAGAGGGGAAUCUUUAUUCUGAGGAGAAAAAGUAGAAAAGACAGUCGAAGAGGCCUUUUGUUUGUAUCACAAGAAUUGGUAAAAUACUGGUUUAAUUACUUACUCAAAGGAGUCGGUCAAGAACCAUUGUCAUUAUUCCCGUAACAUCCUAAUUUUGUAAACACAAGUGGUUGGCCAAGAAAAUAGCCACAAUUUAGAUACAAAGGUUGA
Molecule: messenger RNA, 3681 nt
Organism: Oldenlandia corymbosa var. corymbosa
Lineage: Eukaryota; Viridiplantae; Streptophyta; Magnoliopsida; Gentianales; Rubiaceae
Source: the annotation of a GenBank genome assembly